Molecule: messenger RNA, 3578 nt
Organism: Liolophura sinensis
Lineage: Eukaryota; Metazoa; Mollusca; Polyplacophora; Chitonida; Chitonidae
Product: probable E3 ubiquitin-protein ligase MID2
Exons: 3
Coding region: 1931-3046 (371 amino acids)
Molecular function (GO): zinc ion binding
Source: RefSeq, a predicted model, not a curated record
GUACGUCUAUGUUUAUGUCUGGAUUUUUCUUUCAAGUGAGAGAAUUGUCUUUACAUAAUAAUGUGACCGACUCUCAGACAGUAUUUAAUUGGUCUGCUCGUCCCCCAAGUGGAGAGGAAGUAGACCGUACGACUCCGGGUGUGUCCACUCUCAGCCUGUGUGUGAACGUCUGACAUUGUCUAUAAACAAUCGGAAAUUUUUCUUCUCAAGGAAAACGACUGAUUUAAUUGGGGUGAAUUUCAUACUGUCUAAUUAUGUCGAUCUUCUCACUAUAUCCAGUGCGAUGGUACAUCAUUAAUGUAUUUUUCUGAAGCUUUGACCUUGAAAGGCAUUGUGAAUGAUUUUGCUGAAGGUCGUCGGUUGUCGGUGACGUGUUGUCUUGGGCUGGGGCCCACAUACAUGCAAAUAGCCAGAACACCCGGCAUGUAAGGAUCGCUGUUUAUUUACUUACAACGUUUGCCUCUCUGCUCUAAAUAUAAAAACUGUAAUAGUUCAAAAUUUCUAGUUAGGAUAUACAUGCUCUCAUAUUCCAAGCGAGGCAGAAACAAACACCAUUUUUGAAGUAUUUGGUUUGACCCAGACUCGAGUUCGACCUCUGGUCUCCCGACUUCGAGGCGGACUCAACCAUAAGGCAUGUAUUACACUGUAUAAGUCAGUCGAAUCUUAAAAUUAUGUAGGCUACCGAAUUGCACACAGGAUUUUCAGUGUUACAGAACUGAAAGGCCACAUACAUUAUUAACAGCCCACUCAGCAAGCAUUACAACCUCGCCCAUUGAUCACCGAUAAUGGUGGGUGUAACUUGACACAGUUGAGCCAGUCAGGGCUGUCGUAUACUGUAUGUAGGUCUACUUAUACAUUAGCUCGAGCUGUCUGUGUGAAGACAGAACUAACGCUGACCUACUUCUACAGUCUACCUGAGGUUACAUAUCUCCAAUCCAGGCUUUUUGGUUCUCUUUAAACUGACCCUGACAUAAAACUGUAUCUAAUUGGACAUGUACUUCACAUUUCUACCGGCCGGAUAGCACAGUUGGUAGAGCGUCUGCUUCGGGAGUGGUAGAUCCAGGGUCAAUCCUUGGUCGAGUCACACUUAAGACUUUAAAAAGAGUAAGUUGUAACUUCCUCGCUUGGCGUUUAGCAUAAAGGGGUUAGUGCAAUAACUGGUUGACCCAUAUCAAUAUAAUGGCUCGGAUGGGGUGGCUUACUUGCCUUCGGUAAGUCGUUUCAGUGAAGCAGCACUAGAUAAAAGAGCAAUGGAAAUCCGUCCUGCUACAAGGAGGCACAUCACAUACACCCUAAGGAUUCCUUCGUUGUCAUAUGACUGAAAAAUUGUGGAACACGACGUUAAACCCCAAGCACUCACGCACUCACACUUCUACAGUGGAGCGAAGUCAGCAUUUACGGUUUAAACAUUUUGUUUGAUCAGUGUUGAUCGGAGGGUGUAGCAGCUCAGUUGUAGUCUGUACUUCUGUGGUUCCUGACAAAAACAUAAUCAAAUACUGAGAGCCGAUGACUUUGACCUUAAAUCAUAUCCGUUUUAAUCUAAGUAAGAAAUGUUCGUGUUACUCGUCACUAUUAGUAAUGUGGUAUUUAUUAUAUCUCUAAAAUUCUGCAGAUAGAGAUGUUCUAAAGGUUUGGUCCUAUUAUCAUACAGUAUAUAGGAUCAAGUUACCUUCAUAACCACACAAAUCUGCUAAUUAUGGGUGGGAACUGUAUACCUGUCGAACACAUCUGCCCAAACUGGCUCGACCAGACCUUUGUCAAAAAAGUCUCUCAAGCGUAAUAAAAGGUAGAAUUGCUGAAUUUGUAACUGACCAGAAAGGUUUCAUUUUCAGGAAAGCGAUUUAGGCGUACUCUCCUCGUACAUGUAUAGGUGCUUUAAUGCUUCUUAAAUGAGAAUUAGAGAAUAGUGACAAAAAGUACUGUACCCAAUAUGUUGUUGGAACCUGGGAACAAAUGGAAGCUAUGUGCUGCCAUGGACAUCAAUAUUUUUGUAAAUGGGAACACCCUCACAGGUGCCAAUCUGAGAGAUUUGCCGUUUUUUAUUUCAGGAAAAAAAAAAAAAAACAAGCAAAUAAUGGCUGAAAGCAAGCAGAAUCUGGACGAUGUUCCCACAUGCUCUAUAUGUAUGGAAACAUUCCGGAAACCAGUAAUGCUACCCUGUCAGCACAGUUUUUGUAUGGAAUGCAUUGGUUUGCAUGCUGACAAGUCCAAACCUGUGCAGACAGAUAAGACCUCCGGAAACACGGGGAAUGAGGGCAUUCAUCAGCUGAUAGCGUGCCCCGUGUGUCGGGCACCGACCAGUCUGAAGAGAGAAGGUGUGGCUGGUCUGCCUCUCAACUUUCAUCUGGCGGAAAUUGUGGAGAAGUUUUCGUCUGCUGUAAAGGUAGAGGAUGACACCCCAUAUUGUUCUCUGUGUGAGGAGGAUAAUCAGGCUAAAGCUGUCAAGUUUUGUACCACCUGUGCUGUGUUCUACUGUCAGGAAUGUCUUGCAAAUUGCCAUCCAAUGAGGGGGGCUCUAAAACGGCAUCAACUGAUUUCCUCCCUGGAGUACCUCUCCCAGGAAACCUCACAGGGUCAAGUCAGCAGGGACCGCCAAUCAACUCAGCAGCCGUCCUGUGCCAGGCACGGUCAGCCAUUCGGCUUGUACUGUGUACCGUGUGGGAUGGUGAUCUGUAUGGGGUGUGUGGUUGAGCAUCCAGGACACACUAUGCAGGAUAUAAAAUCUGCAGCUGCGAAAGUCAAGCCAGCUAUUUUGAACAAGACAAGUGAACUGGAGAAAGUCUUACAAGAAACUAAAGAGUCAAUGUCAGGAGUUAUGAGGCUGCAGAAUAAGAUACAGGAAAACCAGGAACUUCGCAAUCGGGAGGUAGAAGAGGCUUAUUCUGCAGCCGUGGAAGCUUUACAAAACCUGGAGGCAACACUCCUUACGUGGCCUAAAAAACCCGCUAUUCAAAGAGUAAUGUACCCCCCUUUAGCAGAGGACCUUAAGUCUACUCAACCUCUGCUGAAAAGCCUGCACAUCUCGUAUACGGUGACGUCAGCAUAGCUAUUUAACAUAAUCCUGGCCGACCAAUGGACUAUCUCCUGAGGGGAAGUCGUAAACAGUAAAUGACAGAUGACAUGUGCAAACACCUAUAACUCUUUAUAUACUACAAUCAUGCAGAUUCGAAUGCCACACCAAAGAAAUGGAAAGAUUAUGUGGAUUUCUAGGUUUACUGUAGAAUUUGUUUAACACAGCUAGUAUCGAUAGUGAAUAAUUGAGUUGUGACAGCUCAAAGGCGUGAUUUGAUGACGGAAAGUAAGACUUCUAAGGAGCUCCUGGACACUUCCCACUUCGUCUUCCCUGGCGGAGUUGUGGUAAAAGGAGAGGGCUAUGUCUGCAUGACAUGUUCCAUGAGAUUAAAUAAAUUAGAAUAGGCUACACGGAAGGAGCGGUAUGUAAUCGCCGAUCAUACGCUUUUCAUAAUAAUAUCUAUAAUAUAUAUAUAUAUACGUAAACCAUUUGAUCUUGAUGGGGCGACAUCUUUCGGGUUUGAACCAGGCCCAGCAUCUAGGGCUUCACCAUCUCACCCUCGCUC